Molecule: messenger RNA, 258 nt
Organism: Staurois parvus
Lineage: Eukaryota; Metazoa; Chordata; Amphibia; Anura; Ranidae
Source: the annotation of a GenBank genome assembly
AUUCAAAAUCAAAGAGCUUUACACUAAACUAACCAGAGUGCAAAUUAAAGAUCAUUCAGAUGAUUGCAAAAUGAGUAAAGAGUGUGGCCAGGCAGUGAGGAAAGUGACAGAGUGCAAAUUAAAGAUGAUUCAGAUGAUUGCAAAAUGAGUAAAGAGUGUGGCCAGGCAGUGAGGAAAGUGAAUAGAAUUCUAGGAUGCAUCACUAGAGGGGUCACCAGCAGGAGGAAGGAGGUCCUGGUUCCUCUAUAUAGAUCUUUA